GUUCUGAGUCUUACCAAAUAGAAAGUGAAAGUAAAAAUAAAUUCCCCUCCAUUCAAAUCUGCAACAACGUGGAUUAAGAUUAAAUCAACUUAUUAAAACAUUGUUCAGAGCCUGAGCGACAUGAGUGGAGCCAACACAGUGCUGUGAAGAUCUAUGAGACUUAGCCUGGAGAGUGACUCGAUUUCUAGGGAAUAGAUUUAGCGUUCAUUCUUCUGCAAUGGUUAAUUCACACAGAAAACUAAUAUUUAAAAGUUACACAGCAUUUUAUUACAUUUUAAUCAUCUUACCCAAAAUAUGCUUUUGUUCUCAGUUCUCAGUACCAUCUAGUGAUCAGUUCAAUAAGUAUGCUGGGGCUUUUCCAGUAGCCACCAAUGGAGAACCAUUUCCUUGGCGUGAGCUAAGGCUCCCCAGAGGGGUCAUCCCCCUCCACUAUGAGCUUUCUGUCCAUCCAAAUCUUACCUCCCUGGACUUCACUGCAUCUGAGCAGAUUGAAGUCUUAGUCAGAGAUGCCACCCACUUUAUCAUCUUACACAGCAAAGAUCUUGAAAUCAUGAAUGUCACCCUUCAUUCGGAGGAAGAUUUGAGAUAUAGGAAACCAGGGAAAAGGCUGAAUGUUUUGAGUUAUCCUGCUCAUCAACAAAUUGCUCUGCUGGUUCCAGAGAAACUUGAGGCUGACCUGAGAUACUAUGUGGCCAUUGACUUUCAGGCCAAGUUAGCUGAUGGUUUUGAAGGGUUUUAUAAAAGCACGUACAGAACUCUUGGUGGUGAAACAAGGACAAUUGCGGUAACAGAUUUUGAGCCAACCGAGGCACGAAUGGCUUUCCCUUGCUUUGACGAACCAUUGUUCAAAGCCAACUUUUCAAUCAAGAUCCGAAGAGAGAGCAGACACAUUGCACUAUCCAACAUGCCAAAGGUUAAGACAAUUGAACUUGAAGGAGGCCUCUUGGAAGAUCAUUUUGAAACGACUGUAAAAAUGAGUACAUACCUGGUAGCCUACAUAGUUUGUGAUUUCCAGUCUGUGAGUGGGACAGCCUCAUCAGGGGUCAAGGUGUCUGUCUAUGCCGCCCCGGAGAAAUGGAGUCAAACCCAUUAUGCUUUGGAAGCAUCACUGAAACUGCUCGAUUUUUAUGAAAAUUACUUUGAUAUCAACUAUCCACUCCCAAAAUUGGAUCUAAUUGCCAUUCCUGACUUUGAAUCUGGAGCCAUGGAAAACUGGGGACUCAUCACAUAUAGAGAGACGUCACUGCUCUUUGAUCCCAAGACCUCUUCCGCUUUCGAUAAACUGUGGGUCACCAGAGUCAUAGCCCAUGAACUAGCACACCAGUGGUUUGGCAACCUGGUUACAAUGGAAUGGUGGAGUGAUAUUUGGCUCAAUGAGGGUUUUGCAAGAUAUAUGGAACUUAUCUCUGUUACUGCCACAUAUCCAGAGCUACAAUUUGAUGACUACUUUUUGGAAGUGUGCUUUGAAGUAAUUAAAAAAGACUCAUUAAAUUCAUCCCGUCCUAUCUCCAAAGAGGCAGAAACUCCUACUCAAAUACAGGAAAUGUUUGAUACGGUUUCCUACAACAAGGGAGCUUGUAGUUUGAAUAUGCUGAAGGAUUUCCUAAGUGAGGAGAAAUUUCGGAAAGGAGUUAUUCACUACUUGAAGAAGUUCAGCUACAGAAAUGCUAGGAAUGAUGAUCUGUGGCUCAGUCUGUCAAAUAGUUGUACAGAAGGUGAUUUCACAUCUGGUGGAUUUUGUUAUUCUGAUUCCAAGAGGACAACCAGCACACUCACCUUUCAGGGGGAACAUGCGGAGGUCAAAGAGAUGAUGGCUACGUGGACUCUGCAGAAAGGAAUUCCUCUCGUGGUUGUUGAGCAAGAAGGGCCUCUGCUCAGGCUGCGACAGGAGCGCUUCCUAAGCGGGGUGUUUAAAGAGGAUCCUGAAUGGAGGGCCCUGCAGGAAAGGUACCUUUGGCACAUCCCACUAACCUACUCCAUGAGCUCCUCUAAUGCGAUUCAUAGACAUGUUCUAAAAUCAAAGACAGAUACUCUGGAUUUACCUGAAAAUACCAGUUGGGUGAAAUUCAAUGUGGACUCAAAUGGCUACUACAUCGUUCACUAUGAGGGGCAUGGAUGGGACCAACUCAUUACACAGCUGAAUCAGAACCACACACUUCUCGGACCUAAGGACAGAAUAAGUCUGCUUCAUGAUGCAUUUCAGCUAGUAAGUGCAGGAAGGUUGACCAUAGACAAAGCCCUUGACCUGACUCGCUAUCUCCAACAUGAAACAAGCAGCCUUGCACUUCUCAAAGGUCUGGGGUACUUAGAAUCGUUUUACCACAUGAUGGACAGAAGGAAUAUUUCAGAUGUCACCGAAAACCUCAAGCAUUACCUUCUCCAGUAUUUUAAGCCAGUGAUCGACAAGCAAAGCUGGAGUGACGAGGGCUCCGUCUGGGACAGGAUGCUUCGCUCAGAACUCCUGAAGCUAGCCUGUGACCUGAACCAUGCUCCUUGCAUCCAGAAGGCAGCUGAACUCUUCUCUCAGUGGAUGGAAUCCAGUGGAAAAUUAAAUGUCCCAACAGAUGUUUUGAAGAUUGUGUACUCUGCAGGCGCUCAGACGACAGCUGGAUGGAAUUACCUUUUAGAGAAAUAUGAACUGUCAAUGUCAGGUGCUGAAAAAAACAAAAUUCUGUAUGCACUGACAACCAGCAAACAUCAGGAAAAGUUGAUGAAAUUAAUCCAACUAGGAAUGGAAGGAAAGAUUAUCAAGACACAGGACUUGGCAGUUCUUCUUCAUACAAUUGCUAGGAAUCCCAAAGGGCAAAAAUUAGCAUGGAAUUUUGUAAGAGAAAAUUGGACCCAUCUCCUUAAAAAAUUUGACUUGGGCUCAUUUGCUGUGAGAAUGAUCAUCUCUGGCACAACAUCUCACUUUUCUUCCAAGGAUGAGUUGCAAGAGGUGAAACAGUUCUUUGAAUUUCUUAAAGCCCAAGGAUCACAUCUGGAUGUUUUUCAAAUUGUUCUGGAAACCAUAUCCAAAAAUAUUAAGUGGCUGGAGAAGAAUCUUCCCACUCUGAGGAGCUGGCUACUGGUUAGGACUUAAAUGAUCAAUAGAAAGAGCACAUCAGAUGCAGGUUAUGUCUUCAUGAAAAUGGCAAAGUUCAAGUCAGAAUUCCAGAUAUUUUGUCUAAUCAGUAAGAAGUUUCAAGAAAUCAGCCAGCCCUGUCCAGUGUGGUUCAGUUGGUUGGAGCAUCAUCCUGUAUCUGAAAGGUUGAGGGUUCAAUUCCCAGUCAGGGCACAUAACUUGGUUGUGGGUUCAAUCCCCAGUCUUGAGCACAUAGGAGAGGUAACCAGGUAACCAAUAGAUCUUUCUCUCUUGAAUUGAUGUUUCUUUCUCUCUCCCUUCAUCUCUCUCUAAAAAGCAGUGAAAAAAUGUCCUCAGGUGAGGAUUUAAAAAAAAAAAAAAGAGGAAAAGGAAAGCCAGCAUAGUUGUCUGCUCUAAGCCAUGGUCUCUAGUGGAGAGAUAUAUAGUGCUGGGGGUGGGUUAAGGCCAGUUCAGAAGCCUAUUUAAAAGUAAAGUUUUUGAAUAAUAGAGAUAUGUGGAAAUAUAAAUAUGGACACAUAAAUACAGCUGUAAUAGUUUAGCCACGACACAAACUAUCUACAUUGCCUCACAUUAUGCCACUCUUUUGCUACUUUGCUCCUCGCUUAGGAUCCUAGAGUUUGCCCAACCAGUUUUACCUCCUGCCAUCUUCUCACUCUUCCGCUCCUUCUACUUAGCCUGAAUAGUUUAAUUAUGAUGGAAAAUCUGAAGCAAAUAUGAAGUGAAUAUCAGGAAAACAGAGAUUUUGUCUCCAAAUCUCAGAUUAGGAACUAGAUGUCAGGGUUUAUCAGGAGGCCAGGAGGGAGUCUUGGCUUGAGCCUCCCAUUCAUGAAAAGCCUCAAGGACAUUCUUUGAGUUCAUCUUCAAAUGAAGCAAAAUCUGUAGUCACAGAGGUCCAGGAGGGGAAGGCAAUGCUGCAUACUUUAAUCCAUACAUUGUUGCAUUUUAAAUAAAUCUUUUGGAAGUUGCAGAAUUAGAUUAUAUUGUGUAUAUUUGGGUUAAAUUGUAGUUUAAUUUAAAUAUUUAAAUGUAUCAUGGUAUUUUUAACCAGUUUUAGCAUGUCUUCAUAUUUUAAGAAAACCUCUUGAUCUCUGAAAUACUUUUCUAAAUGCUUUUCUUAAUUGUUUGAAUAAGGUAUUGGAAAUAAAGAAACCACCCCUCUAAAUAUAGUAGUAAAUUUAAUAAAUUCAUGACCCCACAUAUGAAUCAGUACAAAAGCAUAAAUAAGUUCUAGAAAGAUUUGAAUCAAUACACAAUUCAUUUAUCUGGCUUAUUAAGGGAAACUGGGCUGUUGGGGCAGGGGACAUGGUGGGGGGUGUAAUCCAAUUCUUUUUGGAGUGAUAUCAUGGUUUUUAGACCUUUCUCAGUCAGAGACAGAAUACAGUUUGGGUGGCCCAUGAGCAUGAAACAAUAUGUGUUCUGUUAAGUUUGUUUUCAAAUCAUUUCUUCGAGUCUUUGAAGUGUCUUCAACUCUAGAUUUGACCUGGUCAGGGUUCUAUCAAGGUCUGUGUAACACUGUGGUGAUAUCCCUCUAGAAUUAUACGUACUUUUGGUAAGAAAACUGCAAGAGUAAAGAAUACUGUUCUUUUUCCCCAACAAGCUAAUAUGUAAAACAGCUGUAAAAUGUGUAUGAGAUUCCA
This is a messenger RNA of Phyllostomus discolor (pale spear-nosed bat), 4722 nucleotides long. It is a transcript of the gene ERAP2, whose product is annotated as endoplasmic reticulum aminopeptidase 2. Lineage: Eukaryota; Metazoa; Chordata; Mammalia; Chiroptera; Phyllostomidae. The record is from RefSeq and is a predicted model, not a curated record. The transcript is spliced from 19 exons. The coding region runs from base 218 to 3082 and encodes 954 amino acids. Gene Ontology annotation, molecular function: zinc ion binding; metalloaminopeptidase activity; peptide binding. Gene Ontology annotation, biological process: proteolysis; peptide catabolic process. Gene Ontology annotation, cellular component: cytoplasm.